Musa acuminata AAA Group (dessert banana) is the source of this 1748-nucleotide messenger RNA. Its product is annotated as signal peptide peptidase 1-like. The coding region runs from base 259 to 582 and encodes 107 amino acids. Gene Ontology annotation, cellular component: cytoplasmic side of endoplasmic reticulum membrane; membrane; lumenal side of endoplasmic reticulum membrane. Lineage: Eukaryota; Viridiplantae; Streptophyta; Magnoliopsida; Zingiberales; Musaceae. The transcript is spliced from 5 exons. Gene Ontology annotation, biological process: membrane protein proteolysis. The record is from RefSeq and is a predicted model, not a curated record. Gene Ontology annotation, molecular function: aspartic endopeptidase activity, intramembrane cleaving.
GUGAGCACCGCUGUGGUCUUCUGCUCUCUCCCCCUCCGAAGAAGACACUGGCGGAAUGCGACUCCGAGUGAGCUUUACGCGUUUGGGAACGGUCUGUUGCACGUUGGAACGCUCAAAAGCACGAGAGAGAGAGAGAGAGAGAGAGAGAGAGGCGUCUCUUAUGCAGCCGAUUCCGAGAUACCUGACCCCGGAUCCAGCGGCUUCGAAGUUCCCUCGAUUUCAGGAAGCAAACGCACUUCAUAUGUUGCUAAAAUUGACAUGACAUGCAGGGUAACAUUAUUACCAGCAAUAAAUCGAUUUCUUCCAAAACAUUGGAACGAUGACCUCAUUGUUUGGCAUGUUCCUUAUUUCCGGGCUGCUUCUCUGGAAUUCACCAGGUCUCAGGUUGUUGCUUCAGUACUGGAAUCUUUUUUCCAUGUUUGGUAUGCUCUAAAAAAGCAUUGGCUGGCAAACAAUAUACUGGGAAUUGCAUUUUGUAUUCAGGGAACUGAAAUGCUAUCGUUAGGGCCAUCUAAAACCGGUGCGAUUUUCUUGGCACUGUUGAGAUUUGAUACCUUACCUCUGAUGCAUUAUGGAAGAUGAUUUUAGGAAAACAAGGCUCCAUCAAUAAAAGCAUUUAUUGGUAAAUUUUCAUCUUGAAUCCAAAAAUAUCUAAAGCAAUACAAUAGCAUACAUUGGGGCUUUAAGUGAAAUUGGGUACAAGGUUAGACCUACACAUACCUUGGUAGGAUGGACUGGUUUCAGUGUUAAUGAUAGUGAUAGCAGUGAGGCUGUUCAUGGUGGAGGGAUGGAGCAGGAGAGAUUGGGUCGGAUAGAGGGAUGAGGGAACAAAGAGAGAUUAGGUUGGGUUGUUCUUCCCUUUGGAAACUUUACUUAUGUCACUGACUUGGACCUCCAUUGGAGAAAAUUGAUUCCAGAUUUUUUUGUCUGCUUUGAAGUUCCUCACAUCAUUCCUUUGGACUUUGGUCCCACUUCAGGCAUCUAAACACCAGGAAGUGGUUGAACCCAACUGCAAAUGACUUCUGUGGAGUCACUCUUAGUCAUCCAGGUAUGCCCUAAUGAUAGUGAGGUGGCAUUUUAAAGGUCAAUUUUGCUGGAAGUGAUCACAGUUUGGUUGUUUUGGGUAUCAGGAACAGAUGAUAAGUGUUCAAGGAUGGUAAUGGGCUAAAUCGAUCCAGGAUGCUUCAAGAUCUCAGCUAUGCAUCAAUGCUGAGGAUAAAUCUAGCUAAAUUACUCCAUGAUGCUUCAACAUCUCAACUAUGCAUCAGUUCUGAGAAUAAAUCUAUAGUCUAGCUUUUUCCUGGUUGGAUUCAACGAUACAAACAUACUUAUUUCCUGUUCAUUGGGGAUUAAUUUUAUGUCCAUAUGCUGCAGGGAUUAUGUAAUUACUGUUGAGAUAUCCUUUUAAGUCUUGCUUAGGCCAUUUUAUCAUUUAGUCUUGUUAAAUAAGUUUUGGCUAAAGGUUAAAGAUGGUCAAGGUUCCCAUUCUGGUCAAUUCAUCAGCAUUCCAGAAGUUCUUAUGUCUACUUAUAGUAAGAUAAAUGUUUGGUUUCUUUUGAGGUUUAAUAAAUGUAAUGCCUCAAAAUUAGGGAGAGAUGAUCCAUCAAACAAUCAUAAGCUACGAUAGUUCAAGUCUACCACCUCUCACUCAACUACCUUAAACUAUUGACAUUCGAGAUAAUUUAUAUCAACGUUCCUCUUACUGGUCUGUACCAGUGUAUCGACCAACUAUCGAUAUGGUACCUAUA